UUGUUUGAGUUUCUCAAAGAAAACCUAGGGCGGAGGAGGAAGAGCUUGGUCGCUUUUGCCAGUGAGAGGGCGCCACCACAUUUUCUCCUCCAUCUCACUCUCUCUCGUCUCCAGCAACGCGGAUAACGAUGGAUCAGCUCCGCGAGAUGGCGCACAACAUGAGCUCCCUGGCCGCCCAGGGGAUGGAUUACAUCGAAUCCCACACGGGCCUCCCGCCCAUCGUGCUCUUCACCAUCAUCGCGCUGCUUCUUGGUGCGUAUUACCUCGUCUCUGGGAUUCUUGCUCCAUCGCAAAUCGGCGCCGCUCCCCUCUCGGCCAUCAUCGAGGAGGAGGAGGAGGAGGCGGCCGCGGCGGCAGCAGCAGCGGUGGAUCCUCCCUCGAUCGUGGAGCUCGGGGAUCAGGUCACUCUCUUGGAGCUCGCGGCGUACGAUGGGAAGGAUUCGAGCAAGCCGCUGCUCAUGGCGAUCAAGGGAAGGAUUUACAACGUUUCUUCUGCCAGGGAUUUCUACGGGCCUGGUGGGCCUUAUGCCGUUUUCGCUGGAAGAGAUGCCAGCCGCGCUUUGGCGAAGAUGAGUUUUGACGAGGGUGAUCUCUGCGGUGAUCUGGAUGGAUUGAGCAGCCAGCAGCUCGAAGUUCUCAAGGAUUGGGAGAGCAAAUUCGCCAGCAAGUAUCCCAGAGUCGGAGCCGUCAAGCCCAAAAAGGAGGACAAGGUGGUGGACGAUUCAAGCGUCGGUAUGGAGAUGGAGGGGGACGAGAAGAAGUACAAGGGCAGUGAUGAGACAAAGACAAGCCUCGGGGAGAAAGACGAUCAGAAAGUUUCCGAGGAACACAAGGAUAAGAAAGAUUUCGAGGAACGCAAGGGUGGUGGUGACGAGAAGAAGGGACAGGAAGCUCUUCCCGGAGCGGAGACGAGCGAUGAGAAAGACGAAAGGGAUCGAGAGGACAAAUCGGCGAAGAAGGCUGGACAAGAACACGACUCAGAGGACGAGACUACAGUAACAACAGAUGCGGGGGUCAGGGAUCGAUACGAUGAGAAAGAGGAGAGCUUUAACUCGUCUUCAGCAGCUUAAGCGAUGGAUGGAUGGAUCGAUCAGAAGAAGGUUUGGAGCUAAAUAAUCGUUGGUUCGUGGUAGACGUAGAUGUUGUCUAGAAUUUGCGUUGUUUUGUGGAGCAGUUUUGGAUUUCCUGUUCAUGUGAUCGUUUAGAUGUGAAGAAAUGGAAAAAGUCGCGCUUACUAUGA
Molecule: messenger RNA, 1240 nt
Organism: Selaginella moellendorffii
Lineage: Eukaryota; Viridiplantae; Streptophyta; Lycopodiopsida; Selaginellales; Selaginellaceae
Product: membrane steroid-binding protein 2
Exons: 2
Coding region: 129-1070 (313 amino acids)
Cellular component (GO): endomembrane system; membrane
Source: RefSeq, a predicted model, not a curated record